Effrenium voratum is the source of this 2554-nucleotide messenger RNA. NCBI's taxonomy places the organism in Eukaryota, Dinophyceae, Suessiales, Symbiodiniaceae. The record is from the annotation of a GenBank genome assembly.
UUGGUUUGCCCGACUCGCGAUUCUGCUUGCCCGACCGGAUGGCGUCCGGCACGAAAGCGGCGGUGGCGGCGUGCUUCGUGUUGGUGACCGUUCUGAUCACUUAUCGCUUUGCCGACCACCUGACAAACUUGGCACCGUCGGCCGUGCUCACUUGGGGCUUGGUCUCGCGAGGAAUUGGUUUGGUGCACAUUGUCGUGUUUGCUUCUUUCGAUGGUCAAGUAGUUCCGCUCUGCGGGAAGAAGGGUGUCACCCCCGUGGCGCAGUUCUUGGCGCAAGUCCGAGAGGACUUCCCUGGACUGAAGAAAUGGGCCUACUUUCCGACUUUGCUGUGGCUGGGUGACAGCGACGCCAUCCUUCAGCUUACAAAUCGUGCAGGUCUGAUUGGUGGCCUGCUGGCUAUCUACGGUGGCAUCUUUGGCUGGCUGGGACUGUUUUUGUCGCGGCUCGCGCUGCAGUCAUUGGCGGUCACUGGAGAGUUCUGGUUCGUGUGGGACUACAUGGUCUUCGAGGCUGGCGCCCUGGUGCUGCUGCUUCCCCAGGCGCUGCCGCUGCACGCGGGCCUCGGGGCCAGCCACUUGCCAGUGCCCUGCGUGGCGUUGGCGUGGCAGCUGCUGGCGAUUCGCCUCAUGUUGGGCUUCGCCAAAACCAAGUUUAGCAAUGCAAAUGUCGCAAAGGAUAAUCUCUUUCUCCAGGGCUUCUUCGUGUGGCAGCUGCUCCCAAACAAGCUGGCGUGGCACUUGCACCACGCGCCGCUUUGGAUUCUUCGCGCUUUGUAUGGCGGGAUGAUUUACGUGGAGGUCGUCCUGCCGUUUUGCGGCUUCUUCUCUGGGGCUCCCAGGUGCUUCGGUGCUUGGGGCCUGAUUCUUCUGAUGUUCGGCAUCUUCUUGACCGGCAACUGGGGUCAGUUCAAUAUCGGCUACGCCCUCGUCUGUGUUGGCCUUUUCGAUUUGGAGAUUCAGUGGUCUUUCUCCACCUUCUUUAGCGGCUCUUGGCUUCUGCCGCCCCUCAUGUUGGUAUAUGUUUUUAUCAGCUUGAUCAACGGCCUGUUCGAUACCUGGACCAACACCAGCUGGCCUUGGUUCAACUGGGAGAUCAUACCUGGCUUUGAGCUUCACGGCUUGAUUGGCCUCGUCCGCCUUCUGGCCCCCUUCCGCCUGAUCAACGCAUACGGCGUGUUCCCACCAGAGGCCCUUCCGCAUGUCCGGAGCUCUAUGGUGUUCCAGGGCAGCAAUGACGGACAGUCGUGGACAACCUACCCAUACAAGUAUCAACCGCAUGAAGCUACCUCAAGGCCACAGUGGUUUGCUCCGCACCACGCACGCCUGGAUCACCGUGUUUACUACCCCUUUGAGAUGACCAGCAAGAGUGAUUUGACGAGUGCUUACUGCGUCACGGACCACAACCCGUACUGCUUCUCCAUGGAAGGCUUCAUGCACCGCAUGUCUCAGAGGCUACUGGAAGGUGAGCCGUCCGUGCUGUCGCUCUUUGCCAAGAACCCGUUCUCUGACAAGCCGCCAGCGCUACUCCGGGUGGUAGCCUAUGGAGUAACUCCGACGAGCUGGGCACAUCACAAAGCCACUGGGAACUGGUGGCAUGCUCAGCAACUUUGUGAGUUGAUCUCCCCACGCAAGGAUGAUCCAAGUUUAUGGAAGAGAUGGGUGCCGAAACCAGAAUGUUUCCACCCAGAACAUGAGAUCUGGUUUCGGCGUUGCCCCGAGACGAAGGCCUUGUUGGAGAUCGCGUCGGCGGAAGAAUCAAAUGUGGACGCACUAGUUCGCGGCAAUUCUAUGAUCUCCGCAGAGGAGGUGGAAUCCUUUUGGCGGGACUUUAUCACAGCGGCAAAGCCAUCACAUGGUGAUUGGAAGACCAUCGUUGCUCGUGGCCGUGCGUGCGCAGCGCGCUUCUCGAGAGAGAAGCUUGCGAUGUAUGAGCGGAUCAUGGCACGCUAUGUCUUGCUUCUGCGCAGCAGGGUCACGCGAGAUGUUAUCAACGAGAUUGGUUUGUCUUGUCUUUUUGGCAACUGGAAAUUGCAUUUGCUGGUGCACGACGUGAUCUCGGAAGGCAAAGACGCAUACCUAGCUGCGUGGAAGGAUCCGCACGUGUUGGUGACGAGGGCCAAGCAGAUAGACGAGGCCCGCUUGCUGGAUUUGAUUGGGAUUCUACGACUAGAUGACCUGCUGUUCGAAGACCUAAAGUUCCACUACAUGAUCAGCCUCAAGCACAGACCCGACAGGGAAGGAUUCAUCACACGCGCAGUCGAGAUGGACAAGGGAGGCUUUUACUCCAUGCUGCAAUUCAUUUUGAAAGAACCCCCCAUUGCUGACCUAUGGCUGCCCAAGGCGCGGCUCUUGGACUCUGGCGCCUGGGUCGUGGAAGGCUAUGAGGAUCAGCCGAAGGGGAACCCGCUGGCCGAACCCAUGCUCAAGUGACGCCUGCUGCGCACAUGCCGCGGCUGGUGAGGUGUUUGGCGCGCCGAAUUAUAAUGUGAGACACGGGCAAGGCACCGGCCUCACUCAACGAAGGUGAAGAUCUCCCUCCGCAUCCGGGAAGAUCC